Diabrotica balteata is the source of this 3249-nucleotide messenger RNA. The record is from the annotation of a GenBank genome assembly. Lineage: Eukaryota; Metazoa; Arthropoda; Insecta; Coleoptera; Chrysomelidae.
AUGGAAGGAAAGAAAUACAACGAAGUUUUUAGCGAAAUGAGAGAGAAAAUCGACAUUGGAAAGAUCGGGGUACAAGUGGACAAGCUAAAAAGAACAAAUGCGGGAGAUCUACUUGUAAAAUUAAAUGGGAGAGGGGCUGCGGCGAAGUUGAGGGCCGAACUGGACAGCAAAAUGAACGGGAUGGACACGGCAAUCCGAAGAAAGGAGACUUUCUUCACGAUUACGAGUUUGGACCCUGGGAUUUCGUCGCUUAUAGAACAACAUGGAAGUUCCGGAAAUUUGCGAUCGUCAGCUGUGGCGAGAGUGGGACAGGCUGUCAACUUGGCUGUGGAACGAUUCGUGACAGUGGGAGAAACAAUUGCAGAUGAUUAUCCAGAAGUUAGGCAGGGAAUGUAUGAAGCGUGUAAGGAAGCGCGUCAGGCGGGUUCAGCAAUCGAGCAUAUCUGUGAAGUACAUGACGAGGAAGUCUCUCCCGAUAGGACCAUAUUAGUUAGAGCAGCACGAUGUCUACUGGGUGCUAUUACUAGAGUUUUACUUUUGGCUGACAUCGUAGUUGUAAAACAACUUCUGUUUGCCAAAGAUAAGGUGUCCCACAGUUUAGAUCGAUUAGAAUCCGUGAGCAACUUCACAGAAUUUGUCAAAGCAUUUAGUCAGUUUGGUGCUGAAAUGGUGGAAUUGGCGCAUUUAACGGGUGAUAGACAGAAUGAUCUCAAAGACGAAAGGAGAAGAGCUCAAAUGGCUGCUGCUAGACAAGUAUUAGAAAGAUCGACGAUGAUGUUGCUAACUUCCAGUAAAACAAGCUUGAGGCAUCCAGAAUGUACAUCUGCAAGAGAAAAUCGUGAUACCGUAUUCUGCCAAAUGAGAAGAGCCAUGGACCUUAUUCAUUAUGUAGUGAAAGACGGUGUCUUAAAUAGUGCCGAUUCAAGUGUUCAAUCAGUUCAUAGAGAAGGACUAUGUGAAAGUGACAGAGGAACGGCAUAUGCCUGUAUACAGCAUUUGCAAUAUCUCCUCGAACAUAGUAAAAUCUCUAUGGACCCUUCCUGUCAAGAGACACUUCCGACUGCUUUAGAGGCUGUCUUAGAAAGAACUCAGGACUUCACUGACAGUGCCUAUACUAGCCAUGAACAUAGAGAAGCCAUUUUAGAAUGUAGUGAAAGACUUAAAACUGAACUGGAUCAUCUUCUAGGUCUUUAUGCAAAUGUAGGAGGUUUCGAGGAUGUAUCAAACUGUCCGGAGCUAGACAAUUCGGUGCAAGUGUGUAUCAACUCGUCGAGAGAUUUAUCUAGACACUUAGCGAACGCUGCUAUAUAUCAGGCUCAGGACUUAAGCAGUGUAACGAAACAGGGACUGGAAUUAGUUGGUGGGAUUAGGCAACACGCAACUAUGUCGGAAAUCGAUAGACUGCAUCAUACCUCAAAUGCCUUUCAUGAUUCCAUUGACCAUAUUUUAGAGGUCUGCAAAUUACUUAGAAACGUGGCCAUUUCCGACACGCUUCAAGUAUCUGCAAAAUUUACGGAAAUAAAUUUACGUGUUUACGGUCCUCAAGUGAUAACGGCAGCAAAGUGCUUGGCCGCUGUUCCCAGCAGCAAAAUUGCACAAGAAAAUCUUGAAGUUUUUGCUGAUAUGUAUCAGUGGCUUAUUUCUGAUGUGACGACAAUGGUGAAAGAUGUCAUUGAUGCCACACAAUCGAGACCGGAGAAACAAGUUUAUAUGUCUCUGCCAAGACCAGGGAAAAUGAGUGGGAAUAGAAGUCGUAUUCUAGUAGACCUCGCUAGUAAGAUUUGCGAAACAGAUGAAGAUAAUGCCAGACAUGAAAGUAGCGGUUUGUAUACUCAACAAUUAUUUGUGACUAAUAAAAGUGAAACCAAUAAUUUUCCCAUAGUCAGUGAUUCUGUCAACAAGUUUACUACUGAUACAAAUGAAAAUCCUAAAAUUGCUUCUCCUUUAGCUGAAAAACAAUACGAACAAUAUUUUCAUAUGGCUGUUGAUUUUGAAAACAAAGAAAACCAAAAAAGUCCAACUAUCUAUGAAACAACAGGUGCUGAAGAUGAAAGAGGACCAACGUUUAUAAAUAAUGACGUUACAAUCAGUAGUGAGCGUGAAAAGGACAGUAGCAGCUCUUCGUCUUCCAUAUCAACCAGUUCCUCUAGUAGUUCAGUCUUUGAUAACACCUCAGGCGACCCAAAUUAUUCUUCAAAUAGUUCUUCGUCAUCCUCUGAUGAUUCUUCUGAUGAGGGGCCUCCUUUAAUUUGGAACCAAAAUUUAAGCAACAAAAGACGCUCUGUUAAAAACCCAUGUCCCCCACCAGAAAAUAAACAUGGUACUACCUCAAAACCUUUAAAAGCUGUUCGACUGGACGUGGCAGAGCAAGAGAAAAUUGCCAAAACCGGCCUCGAGAUGAAAUUAGCAACUACAGAAAUGGACGCCGAGACUGACAAGUGGCAAGAAAAUAAUAGUAGUGCACAGUUAGAGGAAAACAAUGACAUUGUGAAGAGGGCGAAAAAUAUGUCAGCCAUGGCCUUUUCUAUGUACCAGUUCACAAAGGGUGAAGGAGAAUUAAAAACCACCCAGGAUUUGUUUACGCAAGCUGAAUAUUUCGCAGAAGAGGCCAACAGGCUGUAUAAAGUAAUAAGACAGUUUAGCUAUCAGGUUCCGAAAUGUAAAAGGAGCCCAACGCCACAGAAUCCAGAUACUGAAGAUGUCAAUUAUGAAGGAAAUAAUACUGAUACCGAGGUUAUCAUACCUGCGGCAGCAAAUGAUGUCAUACCGACAGAUGAUGGAGUACUACCUAAAGAAAGCGAACUGGCACAGCAUAACAAACGAAUCAGAAAAGAGAGUCCCCAAGCAAAUUUGAACACCCCAUUUUCAAAAAAGCAUCGUUUUUCUGGAAUUUCAGCUAUUGAAAAAGCAAUAGAUAAAUUAAGUGCAAUUGCUGCACAGAAUGCAAGCACAGAUAACGAAUUUGAUCAUUUUUGUCGAAGCCUGUCAGUUCAGCUUAAAACCAUGCCUCUGGACCGCGCCCUGAUAUGUCAAGAAAAGCUGCAAAAGGUUAUGAUGGAAGAGCGCAUGUAUCUCUUCAACUUAGAACAGACUCGCUCAAAGGAAUCUACUCCAUCACUGUAUACAGUAUAUUCGACUAACAGUGAGACGUCAGUUUCUACACCGACUACUACAAUGGAAAGAUAUGAAGAGAGUGCUCCUUAUGAUAUAUUAUCCGAAGCAUUCUCGACUAUUCACAAUUACCAAUGA